Actinia tenebrosa (Australian red waratah sea anemone) is the source of this 574-nucleotide messenger RNA. RefSeq lists its product as uncharacterized. NCBI's taxonomy places the organism in Eukaryota, Metazoa, Cnidaria, Anthozoa, Actiniaria, Actiniidae. The record is from RefSeq and is a predicted model, not a curated record.
UCGAGUUCGCUCGAACAAUAUUGUCAUCGUCACUGAACUAAUUUAUUUUACUCCAGUAGUAAUUCAAAGGUGGCUUAAAUCUUUAAGAACUCGCUCCUAAAGACGCCAAAACGAUUUCAUUUUACGUCUAAUUCAAAAACCUAACGUGAGGCAAUAUUUUCGAGUCAGGAUGAAGAUUUGUUGGAUUUUGGUGGUCGUUUUUGCUACUUGUUACUUUGAAGAAUGUAACGCCGCUGAUCCAAGUGUCUACGUCGAAAUAAAAUUUUCCUUCCCUUGGACCGAGAUGUGCAACUUGGGAGACUACCUUAAAGAAAAUAUAGCCAAGCAAAUCGUAAUGGAGGACAAUACUGGAGCCACUUUACCGGCAAAUAAAGUUGUCUUGCACAACUUUAAUAAGCACUGCCCCAAAGGGGACUACGAAAAAGCAGAUGUUUAUAUAUUUGCGAGCAAAGUUGCCAACAGCUUGAAUGUCUCAAAUAUAGACGAGGAUAUGACCAAGAAGAUCUAUAAAGUGGUGAAUUAUUUGUAUGAGCAAAGUCUGGAACGAUACCUGGGGUCGCUACUCGUUGGAAAA